AUGGGACGCACAUUGACUUACCCAAAGAGGUCUGCAAACACCGUCAACCGCUACAAGCACAGAGCGACGUAUGACUUGGGAGCAAUCCAUUCCAUCAUCAACUCAACUCAGGUUCUCCAUGUAUCCUUCAAUCCCGGCCCUGAGGACCCUUUCCCCGCCAUCAUACCUAUGAUCGGGCAGAUGGGAUCGUUCGACUAUCCUUCUGCGGAUAUCAACGAGCCCCUGGACUGCUAUCUACACGGCUAUGUCAGCUCGCGGAUCAUGAACCUUGCCCGAGAAUCUCAGGGACAAGGACUGCCGAUUUGCGUGGCUGCUAGCAAAGUCGACGGGUUGAUCCUGUCCCUGACACCCAACUCUCACAGCUACAACUACCGCUCCGCUAUCCUUCAUGGCUAUGCGCAUGUCGUCACCGAUGAGGCCGAGAAGCUUUAUGCAAUGGAGCUGAUCACCAACUCGGUGCUCCCAAACCGUUGGGACCAUUCGCGAGUGCCCCCGGACCGUACCGAGAUGUCUUCGACGGUCAUUCUCAAGGUCCGAGUGGUUGACGGAAGCGGCAAGAUUCGUGACGGAGGGGUUUCCGAUGAGAAAAAGGACUAUUCUAAUGAAGAAGUGACCAACCGUGUCUGGACGGGAGUGGUACCCGUCUGGGAGACGUUCGGGGCACCCAUUCCAAGCUCUGAUAACAAGGUGGCCGUAGUACCAGACUACAUUACCGGCUUCGUUGCCAGUAAGAAUGACCAAAACCAAGGUUAUGCCCAAGACGCAGUCGGGAUAACUCUUCCCAAGGAAGAACAGCAUUAG
Molecule: messenger RNA, 801 nt
Organism: Aspergillus affinis
Lineage: Eukaryota; Fungi; Ascomycota; Eurotiomycetes; Eurotiales; Aspergillaceae
Product: pyridoxamine 5'-phosphate oxidase family protein
Exons: 2
Coding region: 1-801 (266 amino acids)
Source: RefSeq, a predicted model, not a curated record